Molecule: messenger RNA, 1476 nt
Organism: Coniophora puteana RWD-64-598 SS2
Lineage: Eukaryota; Fungi; Basidiomycota; Agaricomycetes; Boletales; Coniophoraceae
Product: 6-phosphogluconate dehydrogenase
Exons: 10
Coding region: 1-1476 (491 amino acids)
Biological process (GO): pentose-phosphate shunt; pentose-phosphate shunt, oxidative branch
Cellular component (GO): cytosol
Molecular function (GO): phosphogluconate dehydrogenase (decarboxylating) activity; NADP binding
Source: RefSeq, a predicted model, not a curated record
AUGUCUACUCCUACUGGUGAUAUCGGCCUCAUCGGCCUGGCCGUCAUGGGUCAAAACUUGAUCCUUAACAUGAACGACAAGGGCUUCAACGUUGUCGCCUACAACCGUACCACCAGCAAGGUCGACGAUUUCCUCAACAACGAGGCAAAAGGCACCAAUGUCCAGGGCGCACACUCCAUUGAGGAACUUGUCUCUAAGCUCAAGCGCCCCCGCAAGAUCAUUCUCCUCGUCAAGGCCGGCCCGGCCGUCGAUGCUUUCAUCUCCCAGCUCGAGCCUCACCUCGAGAAGGGUGACAUCAUCAUCGACGGCGGUAACUCCCACUACCCCGACUCAAUCCGUCGCACCCAGGAGCUCGAGGCCAAGGGCCUUCUCUUCGUCGGCUCCGGUGUUUCCGGUGGUGAGGAGGGCGCCCGCUAUGGUCCUUCGCUGAUGCCCGGUGGUUCGGACGCUGCGUGGCCCGCCAUCAAGGAGAUCUUCCAGGCCACUGCUGCUCAGGUCAACGGCGAGCCCUGCUGUGACUGGGUCGGUCAGACCGGCUCUGGACACUACGUCAAGAUGGUUCACAACGGUAUCGAGUACGGCGACAUGCAGCUGAUCGCUGAAGCCUACGACAUUCUCAAACGUGGUCUCAGUCUCCGAGAGACCGAGAUUGCUGACAUCUUCCUCAAGUGGAACACCGGUGUCCUCGAUUCCUUCCUCAUCGACAUCACUGCUAACAUCUUGAAGUUCAACGACGAUGAUGGCACUCCUCUUGUUACUAAGAUCCUCGACUCGGCUGGCCAGAAGGGUACUGGAAAGUGGACAGCCAUCGCUGCUCUCGACGCAGGUACUCCUGUCACCCUCAUUGGUGAGGCCGUCUUCGCCCGUUGCCUGUCCUCCAUCAAGGAGGAGCGUGUUCGCGCAAGCAAGGCUAUCACCGGCCCCCAGAAGGAGCCUUUCCGCGGCGACAAGCAGCAGUUCAUUGAUGAUCUUGAGCAGGCUCUUUAUGCCUCCAAGAUCAUCUCCUACACUCAGGGCUUUAUGCUCAUGAGGGAGACCGCCAAGGAGCUGAACUGGAAGCUGAACUACUCUGGUAUUGCCCAAAUGUGGCGUGGCGGCUGCAUUAUCAAGAGUGUCUUCCUUGGUGACAUCACCUCCGCUUACCAGAAGAACGGCAACCUCGAGUCCCUGCUCUUCGACGACUUCUUCAACAAGGCCGUCCACAAGGCCCAACCUGGCUGGAGGCGUGUCGUUGCUCAGGCCGUCCUCUGGGGUAUCCCUACGCCUGCCUUCAGCACUGCCCUCGCCUUCUUCGAUGGCUACAGGAGCGAAGUCGUCCCUGCUAACCUCCUCCAGGCACAGCGUGACUACUUCGGUGCCCACACCUUCCGUGUCGUCCCUGGCAAGGAGAACGACAAGCUCCAGGCCGGCAAGGAUAUCCACAUCAACUGGACUGGUCGUGGAGGCAAUGUCUCCGCCAGUACCUAUUCUGCUUAA